UAUACUGUACUACUGUCAAAGUUAGUUGUCGACACAGCAUCAUCAUAUCCACCUCUCCAUCCAUUCAUAUAUUUAUAUAUAUCUGCCAUAUAUAUAUAUUUCAUAAUAAUCAUCAUUAUAUAUAAUUCAAUUUCAAUCAGGUUAGAUGGGAUCCGGGUCGGGUCAAUGGUCGGUUGAAAAAAGAGCAGAACUGAACAGGAGUGAAUCUGUGGUGCCUGAAUAUGUACCUGAAAAAGGAUGUUUGUCAAUUAUCGUACUUGGUGCUUCUGGUGAUUUAGCUAAAAAAAAGACUUUUCCUGCCCUUUUUCAUCUUUAUCGACAAGGUUUCACUCAGAAACAAGAUGUUCAUGUUUUCGGGUACGCCCGGACCAAGAUUUCUGAUCAAGAUUUGCGAGAUCGUAUUCGUGGAUAUCUUACACCUUGUAAAGGUUGUGAGAAUACACACGAGGAGGAUGUUAACCAGUUUCUGCAGUUGAUCAAAUACGUGGCUGGGGCUUAUGAUACCGAGGAGGGAUUUAAAUCACUGGACAAGGCAAUCUCUGAAUACGAGCUGUCUACAAACAGUACAGAAGGAUCAUCCAGGAGGCUCUUCUACCUAGCCCUUCCUCCAUCCGUAUAUCCAUCUGUCUGCAAAAUGAUAAAGAGUUACUGCAUGAAUAGAUCUGAUCUUGGUGGUUGGACUAGAAUUGUUGUUGAGAAGCCUUUUGGUAGGGACUUGGAAUCUGCUGAAGAACUCAGUUCUCAGAUUGGGGAACUGUUUGAUGAGCCACAGAUUUAUCGUAUUGAUCAUUAUUUGGGAAAAGAGUUGGUGCAGAACUUGAUGGUACUUCGUUUUGCAAAUCGCUUCUUCUUGCCUCUAUGGAAUCGUGACAACAUCUCUAAUAUACAGAUUGUGUUCAGAGAGGAUUUUGGGACUGAUGGUCGUGGAGGAUAUUUCGAUCAAUAUGGAAUUAUUAGAGACAUCAUUCAGAACCAUCUAUUACAGGUGCUUUGCCUAGUUGCUAUGGAAAAGCCUGUUUCUUUGAAGCCUGAGCAUGUUCGAGAUGAGAAAGUCAAGGUUCUUCAAUCUGUUCUUCCUAUUGAAGAUAGUGAAGUUGUCCUUGGACAGUAUGAAGGGUAUACUGAUGAUCCCACAGUCCCUGACAGCUCAAACACUCCCACUUUUGCCACCGUGGUUCUCAGGAUUCACAACGAACGAUGGGAAGGUGUUCCCUUUAUCAUCAAGGCUGGGAAAGCAUUAAAUUCAAGAAAGGCAGAAAUUCGGGUGCAAUUUAAGGAUGUUCCUGGAGACAUAUAUAGAUGUCAAAAGCAAGGCAGAAAUGAGUUUGUCAUUCGACUACAACCCUCAGAGGCAAUGUACAUGAAGCUAACAGUCAAGCAACCUGGGCUUGAGAUGAGCACGGCUCAGAGUGAAUUAGACUUGUCCUAUGCUCAACGAUAUCAACAGACUAUUAUUCCAGAGGCUUAUGAACGUUUGAUUCUUGACACAAUUAGAGGUGAUCAACAACAUUUUGUUCGUCGAGAUGAGCUAAAGGCUGCUUGGGAGAUUUUCACUCCUCUUUUGCACAAAAUCGAUAGAGGUGAAAUGAAACCACUACCAUACAAGCCUGGUAGCAGAGGUCCCGAGGAAGCAGACAAGUUGGCAGAAAAAGCUGGUUAUGUUCAAACCCAUGGAUACGUAUGGAUACCCCCAACUUUGUAGAAUCUCAAAAACUCACCUGGUGCCUACAUGAGUGUUAAUGUGUCUAAUAAGAACGUCAUGAUCUUCGCUAUUAUAUGUAUGUAGUCUUUGUGUUAUUAUCAAUCUGAUUGGCCAGGUUCGGGAACAUGUAUACAUCAUGGUUUGUACGCCUCAACUACAGGUUUUGAUAAACUCAUAUUUUGAUGCCAAUAAAUCUAAUUCUGGUUGCUGUGCA
Molecule: messenger RNA, 1916 nt
Organism: Erigeron canadensis
Lineage: Eukaryota; Viridiplantae; Streptophyta; Magnoliopsida; Asterales; Asteraceae
Product: glucose-6-phosphate 1-dehydrogenase, cytoplasmic isoform-like
Exons: 15
Coding region: 146-1702 (518 amino acids)
Biological process (GO): glucose metabolic process; pentose-phosphate shunt, oxidative branch
Cellular component (GO): cytosol
Molecular function (GO): glucose-6-phosphate dehydrogenase activity; NADP binding
Source: RefSeq, a predicted model, not a curated record